AGACCUUGGAGGAAAUUGCUGAGAUGGAGGAGGAAAUCCGGCAGCUGGAGGAAGAUCUCCGGAAGAGAACGCUGGAUCUGAAAGUGGCUCACACCCGCCUGGAGACCCGCACGUACCGGCCCCACGUGGAGCUCUGCAGGGACCAGGCGCAGUUCGGGCUGACAGGGGAGGUGCAGGAUCUGGAGGCAGCGAUCCGAGUGCUGCAGCAGAAGCGGACAGAGUCACAGAAUGCCUUGGACGCUCUUUACAGACAACUUCACCGCAUCCAGACCGACAUUGGCUACAAAACCAACUCCCUGCAGCUGGACAACAAGUGCAUGGACACCCGGAGGAAACUCGUGAUCCCCGUGGAGAAAUUUGAUCCAGAGGUUGACGCCGUCAACCGGACCAGGAACCUCCCGAGGAACAGUCAGCUGGAGCUGGCUUAGUUUGGGAAUCGCGCAAAAACUCCCGGUGGUGACACGACUCCAUAGAGCCAGGAGGAGGGGGGGGUGGAGAGAACAAGCGACAUCUGCGCCGCGUUAGGAGAAUGGAAUUCUCCCCCCACCCCCGCCACACACCCCACCUCCUUGGUUUUCUUUUAUAACUCUCUGCCCCUUGGAUGAUGUUUACAGCCUCCCGCGCUCCGAGGAGAUUUAUAAACAAUAAAAAACAAAAGCAGCUUGUC
Molecule: messenger RNA, 667 nt
Organism: Lepidothrix coronata (blue-crowned manakin)
Lineage: Eukaryota; Metazoa; Chordata; Aves; Passeriformes; Pipridae
Product: tektin-2-like
Exons: 3
Coding region: 24-428 (134 amino acids)
Biological process (GO): cilium movement involved in cell motility; cilium assembly
Cellular component (GO): nucleus; microtubule cytoskeleton
Source: RefSeq, a predicted model, not a curated record